AUGGUGCAGCGGGAACAUCCCACGCUUGUCCUAAAGUGUCCUAACGCUAACACCGAGAAGGAAGCAGUGCGGAGGAGCAGACCUGUGCCUGCUUGCGUGCUGGGCAUAGACUUGGGCACAACGUCGGUUAAAACAGCCCUGUUGAUAGGGACAGAGCGAGGGCAAGUGGUGGCAGAGAGCUGCUCCAGGGAGACGCAGGCACACAGCAGUAGCCUGGAAGCUGGACCUCAGGGAAUGGAGCAGAAUGUCCAGAGAAUAAUAAGAGCACUCAAUGAAUGCCUUGCUGCUCUACCUCAGCAGCAGCUUCAAAGAGUCAGUCACAUUGGUAUUUCAGGACAAAUGCAUGGGAUUGUAUUUUGGAAAAGAGAUAAAGGUUGCAAGUGGACAGAGGGUGGCCCAGGCCCUGCCUUUGAGCCGGAGGAGGUCAGUCAUCUGAUUACAUGGCAAGACAGCCGCUGCAGUCCCACCUUCCUCUCUUCUCUUCCUCAGCCACAGUCACAUAUCAACUUGGCUGCAGGAUUUGGAUGUGCCACAGUCUACUGGUAUUUAAAGAAGAGCCCAGAUUUUCUGAAGUCUUACGAUACAGCUGGCACUAUCCAUGACUAUGUGGUUGCCAUGUUGUGUGACCUGAGGAAGCCACUCAUGUCUGUCCAGAAUGCUGCCAGCUGGGGAUAUUUUAAUUCCAGAAAUAAAAGCUGGAAUACUGACAUAUUAAAAGAAUCUGGCUUUCCCAUUCACUUCCUUCCAGAGGUGGGAGACCCUGGCAGUAUUGCAGGCAGGACAGUCAGUGCAUGGCAUGGAAUACCCAAAGGAGCAAAAGUAGGAAUUGCUCUGGGGGAUUUCCAGUGCUCUGUUUAUUCCUGUCUGACUGAGAGGACUGAUGCAGUUCUUAAUAUCGGCACCUCUGCUCAGCUGACUAUCUCAAUGCCUCCGGGUUUCCAGCCUCCAGAGACACCAGAUCCUUCCUCAGCUGUUACUUAUUUUCCCUACUUCAAUGGUGACUACUUGGCUGUGGCAGCAUCACUUAAUGGGGGCAAUGUGUUAGCAACGUUUGUGGGCAUGGUGGCACGGUGGACAGAAGAGCUAGGACUUCAGGUCCAGGAGUCUGCCAUCUAUACAAAGAUAAUCAAAGCAGCCUUGGCCCAAACCAACAGCAAACUCUCAAUCCACCCAACCAUAUUUGGAGAGAGACACAUUCCUGAGCAGUUGGCAUCAGUGAGCAAUAUUGCUGUCUCUGACCUCUCCCUGGGUCAUGUAACCAGAGCUCUGUGCCGUGGCAUCAUUGAAAACCUCUGUUCCAUGUUACCUGUGCAGUGCCUGAUGGAGACCGGGGUGAGGAGGAUUCUGGGGAGCGGCAGUGCCCUUGCCAGGAACGAGGUGCUGAGGCAGGAAGUGGAAAGGGUUUUUCCAUUCCCUGUGGUGUAUGGGAAGGAUGUUGAUGCUGCUGUGGGGGCUGCCAUGGUGAUGUUCCACAGAAAAUAAAGUCAUUGUUUGGAUUGGCC
Molecule: messenger RNA, 1502 nt
Organism: Nestor notabilis (Kea)
Lineage: Eukaryota; Metazoa; Chordata; Aves; Psittaciformes; Psittacidae
Gene: SHPK
Product: sedoheptulokinase
Exons: 8
Coding region: 1-1482 (493 amino acids)
Biological process (GO): carbohydrate metabolic process; cellular response to lipopolysaccharide
Cellular component (GO): cytosol
Molecular function (GO): sedoheptulokinase activity
Source: RefSeq, a predicted model, not a curated record